AUGUCCUCAAAUACCCAACCACAACCUCCGAGUCGAACCCGCGCGUCGAUUGCUGUGGCACCACCGAAUAUGUCGACCGGGGCACACGUACCAGGGAUCUCUAUCAUCUUCGAAGGAUGGGUUCUAAAGAAACGAAGGAAGAAGAUGCAAGGCUUUGCCCGACGCUACUUCACCUUGUUUCACACUGGAAUCCUAUCGUACGCGUUUGAGCCUGGGCAGCCCAUCCGAGACCAGGUCUCCUUGCACCACGCAGCCAUAUCCACCGCGCCUGGCCGAAAGGACAUACAUAUUGACUCCAAUAACGCAACUUUCCAUCUUAAAUGCCUGAGCACCGAAGACUUUGACCAUUGGAUGACCGCUUUGAGGACAUUCAUGCCCAAUACUCCUGACGGGAGGAAAUCAGUCAAUUUCAGGCAUUCGCGUCAAGGAAGUCUAGGAUACGUUCGUCCGACAGUGGCAAUCGAGGAAAUGGGAUCGGCUAUAGCAGAAUUAGACAGUGCAGUGCACGCGCUGAUCAACGAAGUCGCCCAUAUCAAGACCAGCAGCUCCUAUAAGGCAAAGCACGACGUUUUCGGAUUAUUCAAAAAGAAUCCCCAUCAUCCAACGGCGAAUGAACCUACAGCAAUGCCCGAUCCUGCAGCUCAGCUAGUCGUGCAGCAACGAGUUGAAGAAGCGUUAGACGCGAUGAAGAUACACUACGCCCUGCUACUCAGAUCUGCGAACCACCACCCUCAUACCCCCUUUGAUCAAUCACAAUCAAGCCUAUCCUCCCCCCUUCCAACCACAGCCGAAGAGGACGAAACCUAUGCAACUAGGCGACCCCGUAGUCGAACUUCGGUUCGUGCAGCUAGCAGGGCCAUGAAGCGCGCGUCAACUGGCACGAGUAUAAGCGAUGCUGAGUGGUUCGACGCGAUGGAAGGCGACGGGCCCGAAGAAUACGUCCUGGAUUCUCAAGGCGCGGACGGUACUAGCACCGAGCCUCCUAGCAGGAUUCUGACGAACGAUAGCCGAAGUAGUUUGGACCAAGACCAUUCUUCGAAUGGGGAUACCGACUUUGGCGAACCCGAGCCUGGCACGCCGCACCCUUCCGACGCAGACAAGCCAUACAACCUUCAUGUGGUCCGACGUGCGGUGUUGCCUUCGCCUGUCGUAGGGGAUGAAGGCAGCUUGUUCGCCGUUCUGAAAAAGAACGUCGGGAAGGAUCUUUCAUCUAUUGUGAUGCCAGUGACCUUCAAUGAACCUCUUACCCUAUUGCAGCGUACAGCAGAGGAGUUGGAGUAUCACGACCUUCUCAGCCAGGCAGCAGCUACAUCAGACCCGGUUGAACGAUUGUGCUUUGUUGCUGCUUUCGCCGUGUCAGGGUACGCCCAUACGCGCCAUCGCAGUGGCCGGAAGGGUUUUAAUCCUAUGCUCGCUGAAACCUUCGAGGAUGUACGUAUGAAGUUGAUAGCGGAGAAAGUCCGACAUCAACCAGUAGUAAUGGCUUAUCACGCCGAAGGACAAGGUUGGGAACUCAAUGCGACUUCGUCAGGCCGGACCAAGUUCUGGGGUAAAAGUUUGGAGAUUAUCCCUCUUGGCAUUACUCGCGUCACGAUAGGAGACGACAGCUUUGAAUGGAAAAAGCCAUCGUCAUUCCUGCGAAACAUGAUGGUGGGAACGAAGUACCUUGAGCAUUGUGGUAAGAUGACCAUCGAGAAUACCACGACUGGCGCUCGAUGCGUACUUGAUUUCAAGCAAAGCGGUUACUGGGGCGCAACUAACCUCGUUUCCGGUGUUGUGCAUUCUCCAUCGGGCGCCGUUGUCUCGCAGCUGGACGGCAAAUGGGAUGAUCAGCUCGCGCAGACAUUUGACUCCGAGCACUUCCGCAUGCUCUGGCGAGUGUCGCCAUAUCCGAAGAAUAUCCACGAGUACUACGGGUUCACUUCUUUCGGCAUAACAUUAAACGAGAUUACCAGCGACAUCGAGGGAAAGCUCCCUCCCACGGAUUCUCGAUUUAGGCCUGAUGUCCGAGCCUUGGAGGAGGGCGAUUUAGAUAGGGCGGAGGAUGAAAAGUUGAGAGUGGAAGAGAUGCAGCGUGAGCGGCGGAGGAGAGGGAAGGAUCGGCAGCCAAGGUGGUUCAGAGAGGAGGGUGAAGAGUGGGUUUACACAGGAGGAUAUUGGGAAGCUCGCGCGGCUGGGUGGAAGGGAUCCAACGCCGAUCCCUUAUGGUAA
Molecule: messenger RNA, 2211 nt
Organism: Pleurotus ostreatus (oyster mushroom)
Lineage: Eukaryota; Fungi; Basidiomycota; Agaricomycetes; Agaricales; Pleurotaceae
Exons: 9
Coding region: 1-2211 (736 amino acids)
Biological process (GO): endocytosis; piecemeal microautophagy of the nucleus; maintenance of cell polarity
Cellular component (GO): perinuclear endoplasmic reticulum; cytosol; intracellular membrane-bounded organelle
Molecular function (GO): sterol binding
Source: RefSeq, a predicted model, not a curated record